AUGUCCACAGAAAGAGAAUAUAAACCAGUAACUGUUGACAAACCAAUAGAUAACACCUAUGAUCUCGGGAACUUGGCGACUUUUGACCCGAACCCGCUUUCAAACGAGACGUUGAGGAGCACAAAUGAGGCUGAAAAAGAGCAAUAUCUCACAUCAGUCACUAGAGAUAACGUACAGCUCUUGAUCAACCAGAUACUAUCCUUGCCAGUGAAAACCACUACGGACAACCUGGGCUCGCUGACGGGCCAAUCCGCCUCCAUGACGUUAGUGCAGUUACCCGAACCAACGACGCCUUUACCACGAGAGAAAGGUGUACCCAAGGCCAAACCAAAGACCAAAUGGGAAGAGUUUGCAGCUAGAAAAGGUAUCAAGGCCAAGGGCAAAGACGGCAAGAUGGAGUACGACGAAGAGAAAGGCGAAUGGGUGUCGAAGUGGGGGUAUAAAGGCAACAAUAAGAAGUUGGACGAUCAGUGGCUUGUUGAAGUUGAAGAUGACAAGAAGAACUCAUCGUCUAAUGCUGAUGAUUUGAUCGAUCCUCGAACCUUGGCCAGAGCUGAAAGAAAGAAGCUAAUAAAGAAGAAUGAGUUGCAGCAUAAGCGCAAUUUGAAAAAUGCAUCAAAAUAG
Molecule: messenger RNA, 624 nt
Organism: Lodderomyces beijingensis
Lineage: Eukaryota; Fungi; Ascomycota; Pichiomycetes; Serinales; Debaryomycetaceae
Source: the annotation of a GenBank genome assembly